AUGAAGUACUUGGCCGCUUACUUGUUAUUAAACGCCGCUGGCAACACCCCAUCCUCUGACAAUGUCAAGGCUGUUUUAGAAUCCGUUGGAAUCGAAGUUGAAGAAGAAAAGGUUUCUUCUUUGUUGUCCGCUUUGGAAGGUAAGUCUGUUGAAGAACUUAUCGCUGAAGGUACCGAAAAGUUGGCCUCUGUCCCAGCUUCUUCUGGUGCUGCUGCCUCUGGUGCUGCUGCUUCCGGUGCUUCCGAAGCUGCUGCUGAAGAAGCUCCAGAAUCCGAAAAGGAAGAAUCUGAUGACGACAUGGGUUUCGGUCUAUUCGAUUAA
This is a messenger RNA of Kluyveromyces lactis, 321 nucleotides long. RefSeq names its product ribosomal protein P2 alpha (gene RPP2A). Gene Ontology annotation, cellular component: ribosome; cytosolic large ribosomal subunit. The record is from RefSeq and is a predicted model, not a curated record. Gene Ontology annotation, molecular function: structural constituent of ribosome. Gene Ontology annotation, biological process: translation; cytoplasmic translational elongation. The transcript has a single exon. NCBI's taxonomy places the organism in Eukaryota, Fungi, Ascomycota, Saccharomycetes, Saccharomycetales, Saccharomycetaceae. Bases 1 to 321 code for a protein of 106 amino acids.